Talpa occidentalis (Iberian mole) is the source of this 2409-nucleotide messenger RNA. It is a transcript of the gene RRP7A, whose product is annotated as ribosomal RNA processing 7 homolog A. The transcript has 7 exons. Gene Ontology annotation, biological process: rRNA processing; ribosomal small subunit assembly. Bases 11 to 853 code for a protein of 280 amino acids. Lineage: Eukaryota; Metazoa; Chordata; Mammalia; Eulipotyphla; Talpidae. Gene Ontology annotation, molecular function: nucleic acid binding. The record is from RefSeq and is a predicted model, not a curated record. Gene Ontology annotation, cellular component: CURI complex; UTP-C complex.
GGCCGGCAAGAUGGUGGCGCGCAGGGGGAAGCGCGCGGCGCGGCACUCUGAGGCGCGGAUCCCGAGCCCGCCGGGCUACUCGGCCAUUCCCAUCAAGUUCUCGGAAAAACAGCAGGCUUCUCAUUACCUCUACGUGAGAGAGCACAGAGUUCGAGAAGGCACCAAGUCUUCCUGGCCUCAGAAGAAGACCCUUUUUGUCCUCAAUGUGCCCCCGUACUGCACAGAGGAGUGCCUGGCCCGCCUCCUCUCCCGGUGCGGCCCUGUCCAGUCUGUGGAGCUACAGGAGAAGCCAGAUCUUGCCGAGGGCCCCAAAGAGCCCAGGUCGAAGUUUUUUCAGCCCAAGCCUGUCCCGGGCUUCCAGGUAGCCUAUGUGGUGUUCCAGAAGCCGGGCGGGGUGGUGGCUGCCUUGGCUUUGAAGGGCCCGUUGCUGAUCUCCACCGAGACGCACCCCGUGAAGAGCGGCGUGCACAAGUGGAUUGGCGACUACACAGACUCGGUGCCGGACCCCGAGGCCCUAAGGGUGGAAGUGGACACGUUCAUGCAGGCCUACGACGAGAAGGUUGCCGAGGAGGAGGCCAAGGCCAAGGAGGAGGAAGGGGUCCCUGACGAGGAGGGCUGGGUGAAGGUGACCCGCCGGGGCCGGCGGCCCGUACUCCCCCGGACGGAGGCGGCCAGCCUGCGCGUGCUGGAGAGGGAGAAGCGGAAGCGCGCCCGCAAGGAGCUGCUCAACUUCUACGCCUGGCAGCACCGCGAGACCAAGAUGGAACAUCUGGCACAGCUGCGCAAGAAGUUCGAGGAGGACAAGCAGAGGAUCGAACUGAUGCGGGCCCAGCGCAAAUUCCGGCCCUACUGAGUGUGGCCCGGGAGGGGCAGUGGAUGGCGGCGGCGGCGCCAGCAGGGACGUGCUCCCGGGGCGUGUCCUGGCUCAUCUCCAGAUCUGAGCCACGCCUCAGGGGCGAAGGGGACAGUCACCUGUGGUUUGGGGCUUCAGCAGUCCUGUACCUGGUGCUGGCCAGGCCCAGCCAGCAUGGGGACGUGGCCCGGGAAGUGGCGCCUUCCCUCUCCCCUCCCGUCCCCUCUCGGCCUGGCGUCUGACACCCGCCCCCCCCCCCCCCGCCCCCGCGUGUGCCUCGGCCUCGGAAGCAGGAAGAACACAGGGACAGUUUAUUUUUGAUUACAAAAGCCCCUGAGCUGUGCAUGGGGUCCCGGCCCCGUCCAGCUGCUGCCAGUGUUGCAGAUUCAGCCACAAACACACAACUCACCCCCUCCACUCCCCCCGAUCCUGGCAAUGUCUCCCCUUGAAUCAGUCAAGUUAGAAUCUCAGCGUUCUCGCUCCACCAACUGUGCCCUGGAUUCUGCCAGCCUGUCGGGUCGUACCAGGGAGGUCCGUUCCCCCCGCCUGGUUGGGGCCUCGGGAGGAGGGAGUCGGGGCAGAAGGCAUGAGGUCUCGGGGCUACGGACUCUGUAAGAAGGUGCAGAUGAUACUGGCCACGUUCUGGGGCUGGUUCAGGUGGACGUAGUGGUUGCCCGGGACUUCCACAAACUGGAACCGCUAGAGGAGGGAGGGUGCACAGUCAGGUGCCGCCCGGAGGGCUGGCGGGCCCUCUGCGCCCCGCUCUUCCGUGACCACUGCCGCGGUGGUUUGCUGAUGGGGCCGGUGGCUGAGCCACAGCUGCAGCGGCUUGGUGGGUGGACAGGCCUGACUGCGAGGCAAGAGUGCAAACUCGGGGUUCUGGGCCAUUGUAAACUGAAGCAGAGCUCGGCUGGAUGGGGGGGUCGGGGCUGCUGGUUCUGAUCAUCACGCGAGGCGGAGCACCUUUUGCACUGGGCUCUGCCUGACAGGACCGUUAGGCUCUGCGGGUGCACCCAGCCCACCAGGCGGCUUCCCGUUUAAGGCAGCGCUAGAGGCCCGCAGCGGCAGGUGCGUGUGGGUAGAUGAUCCUAAAAUGCCAGGUGUCCCAGGGAUGGGGGCAAAGGUCAAGGGCAGCUCGAGUUCCACCCUGGAGACUCACCCACCCCUGCUGCCAGCAGCCCUGAUGGGUGGUGUGAGGUCAUCUGUUCCUGUUUAGGACCCUAUAAAAUUGGGGGCCUCCCCUGGCCGAGUUGCACUUGGUCCAGGGUGUAUGUGAGGACAAUAAACUGGAAGGUUCUGCCAAUACAGCCUGUCUCCUGACAUGUGACCCCAGAUCUCCAGGGACUGUGACCACAGCAGGGAGGGGGCUUAGACCUGGGGCAGGGCAGAGGGGCGAGGGGCCCUGCGUGGCUGACGCCUUCCCAGACCCCGGCACCUACGUCCUUCAGGGUCGACUUCAGCGUGUCGAGCAAGAAGCUCACGGCUUCCCUCUUGUCGUCAUUCUCUCUCCGCACGGCAUAAAAUCCUUGGGUUGAUCUGAACGGGAAGAAACGGGG